AUGGAGGUCGCUCGUGCUGCUGGAGGUGCUGCUGGAGCUGGAGCUGCUGGAGACGCUACUGGUGCUGGAGCUGCUGGAGGCGCUGCUGGUGCUGGAGGUGCUGCUGGUGCUGGAGCUACUGGAGGUACUGCUGGUGCUGGAGCUGCUGGAGCUGCUGGUUCUGGAGGUGCUCGUACUGGAGGUACUGGAGCUGCUGCGGGGGUUGGAGCUGGAGGUACUGGAGCUGCUGGUGUUGCUGGUGGUGCUGCGGGAGUUGGUGCUGGAGACCCUGGGGCUGAGGGUGCUGGUGCUGUCUCUGCUGGUUCAGGAGGUGCUGAGCGGCCGCGGCCGUACUACGUUCCGCUCCUUCAGCAGGUUCUUGGCCUCCCGCCCUCCACUGGUCCUUCUCCUCCCCUACUGAGUCCACCACCUGUCCAGUCGCAGUCGCAGUUACCGCUUGCCUCUCCACUGCCUGGUCCUUCUCCCUACGCUGGACCGACUAGAGGUCUUACAGAGCGUCGUGAGCCUGAGUCUCGUCCUGCGUCGCCAAGGUCUCGUCCUGAGUCGCCUGAGGCUCGUCCUGAGUCGCCUGUCCGCGCUGUCCGCGCUGGUCGUCGAGCUCCGCGUCAGCGUCCUCCUCCUGUACUUGGCACUCACUAUAUGACUCUGCGUCCUUCCACUGCUCCACAGCGUGUCCCUCUGCCGUCUCCUCCUGCGUCCUCUCUUCCUGACGUUGCUGACCCGCCGUCAGACCUUGCUAGUGCUGCCAGUCCUACUGUCACGCGUCUCCUCGCCACUGUUGUCACUGAACCUUCCUUUGAGUCCUCUGCUGCGUCUGCUCUAGUCGCUGAGCUUGUUGACUUUGCUGCCGCCUGUCGUCUAGACUACGCCGCUAGCCUUGUUGCUGAGUCUGGGUCUGUCUGUCCUCCGUCCAUCGGGGGUGAGUGUGCUCUUGGCACGGACGUCCUUGAGGACAGACAGGAGGAGUUUGAGUGCUUUGCUGCUGCUUUACCUCAUCUCGUGUCCAUGCUGAUUGCCCCUGAGGGAGACCCGGAUGCACCAGACAUCCCGACCCCACGCUCUUACGCAGAGGCGAUGGAGGGUCCCUACUCCUCUCAGUGGCAGACAGCCAUGGACGCAGAGAUGGCUUCCUGGAAGUCCACAGGCACCUACGUCGACGAGGUUCCCCCACCUGGGGCGAACAUCGUCAGUGGCAUGUGGAUUUUCAGGGUGAAGCGGCCGCCGGAUUCUCCGCCUGUCUUCAAGGCGCGUUACGUUGCACGAGUCUUCAGUCAGCGAGAGGGAGUUGACUUCUUCCAGACCUUCUCCCCGACCCCGAAGAUGACUACUCUUCCGGUUCUGCUGCACGUCGCCGCUCAGCGUGACUACGAGCUCCACUCUCUUGACUUCAGCACUGCGUUCCUACAGGGCAGCCUGCACGAGGAGAUCUGGCUGCGCCGCCCACCUGGCUUCACUGGGUCGUUCCCUCCUAGUACCCAGUGGAGCCUCCGGCGGCCAGUCUACGGUCUCCGCCAGGCACCCCGUGAGUGGCACGACACACUGAGGACUACUCUUGCUGCUCUUGGGUUUGCUACUUCUACUGCUGACCCGUCGCUGUUUCUACGCACCGACACCACUCUGCCGCCGUUCUACGUUCUCGUGUACGUAGACGACUUGGUCUUUGCUACUGCUGACACUGAGGCACUCGCCCACGUUAAGUCGGAGCUCCAGAAGAGACACACGUGCACAGACCUGGGUGAGCUGACAAGCUAUCUUGGCUUGCGGAUCACCCGGGACAGAGCACAGCGCACCAUCACCUUGACUCAGUCACACAUGGUGCAGCAGGUCCUUCAGCGCUUCCGCUUCACGUACUCCUCGCCUCAGCCCACUCCUCUGCCUACCGGUCACUCGCUCUCAGCUCUGCCUUCGGAUGAGUCCGUAGAGCCGAGUGGCCCCACGCUAUGUCGCUCCUGGCCGUCACCGGAAGGAGCACAUGGAUGCCGCUAA
Molecule: messenger RNA, 1986 nt
Organism: Closterium sp. Naga37s-1
Lineage: Eukaryota; Viridiplantae; Streptophyta; Zygnematophyceae; Desmidiales; Closteriaceae
Source: the annotation of a GenBank genome assembly